Molecule: messenger RNA, 1706 nt
Organism: Bombyx mandarina (wild silkworm)
Lineage: Eukaryota; Metazoa; Arthropoda; Insecta; Lepidoptera; Bombycidae
Biological process (GO): regulation of transcription by RNA polymerase II
Cellular component (GO): nucleus; transcription regulator complex
Source: RefSeq, a predicted model, not a curated record
GCUCUGCGAUAGUUUCGAAUUAAUUUAAAUUAAAUAAUUAAAUAGAAUAUCCCUGUAACUAUGUAUAUAAAGUUUUCAUACUGAAUACAAUCCUCCUGUUCUUUAGAACACUGUCAUGUAAAUAUUUAUAGUUAUUUAGAUAUUUUUCGUUAAAAAUGGAUAUGAACAACCCUCCAAAUCAAAGCUAUUGGUUUGUACUUAGAGAAGAUCAGAGCAAUGUGAUACUUAGUACCAAUAAUUUUGUUAAUCAAAAUCCCCAAAUUCCACUUCAAGAGACAAGAUACGUAGUAGAAACAGGAGAAAAUAGACAAUUUAUCCACAUAAAUGAACCUCCGAUAAUCGUACAAGAACAUGAUAGCCAACCACAAGAAAAAGUUUGUAGUACUACUAAAGACGUCUUUUGGGAUAGAAGCAAAAUAAGACUACUCCUUAAACUGUGCCUAGAAGACAGAUUCAAAAACAUAAAUAAACAAAAAACAUUAUGGCAUGACAUUGCAUCGCAUGUAGGUACUACUGCAGAUGAAUGUUGUAAAAAAUACAGAAAUUUAAGGAGAACUUAUAUUAGGCUCUUAAAAAAGAAUAGGUUAGGCAAAGAAAUCAAAUGGGUGCAUUAUAAUACAUGUGAAGAAGUUUUCAAAGAGUGUAAAUCACUCCCCUCUUCUUUUCUAGAAACUUGGGAUGAUCAAAAAGUAAGAAAACUCUUACUUUUAUAUAUUGAAAAUCUUCACCGUUUAAGAAGCUCAACUUGCCUACAAAAAGAUAUUUGGAAAGAAAUUGCAUUAGAAAUUGGCACAACAGAAUAUAACUGCUAUCACAAGUUUAAAAACAUGAAAAGAGCUUAUUUAAAUUGGUUGGAAAGAAGCAAGGACACAGGAAAACCAAUAAAGUGGCCUUACCAUCACUUUUUUGAACGAAUAUAUUAUAAUAGCAACCCUAACACUGGUCCUUGGAAUCGAACAAAGAUUAGAUUGUUAUUGGAUGCAUACAUAGAGAGACUAAACAAGUUUAGAAACCCAAGAUAUUUAAAAAAAGAAUUGUGGAAAGAGAUUUCAGAAACAGUAGGAGAAAAUCCACCAGAUUGUGAAAAAAAAUUUAGAAAUCUAAAGCAGACCUAUAUCAGAAUUCGGUCAAAAGUUGAAUCGGGGUUAGCGGUCACAAAGUGGCGAUAUUACAAAGAUUUCGAAGAAAUUUACGGUCAUCAAACAUAUUGCACUACUAAUAACGUUAAAUUAGUUUACAAACCAAAUAGAGAUGAUUAUGUAAGACAAUUACUAUUAUUUUAUAUUGAAAAUGUAGAUAAAUUUAGGGAUCCUCUAAUAAAAAAACGCACUUUGUGGAAGAAACUUAGUCCGCAAAUUCUAUUAUCACCAGACGAAUGUGAUAGGAAGUUUAGAAAUUUAAAACAAACUUACAUCCGGUUAAUAGAAAGAAAAAGAGAAACUGGUAAAAAUACCAAAUGGCCGUAUUUCUCAUACUUCGAGAAAAUAUUUGAUGUUCCAAAUCAAAAUGCCCGCUCUGUAGACAAUUUGACAAUCCACGAAAUUAAAAGGGUUGUCCAAGAAAUGCAAGAUGUAAGGGAUACAAGUAAGUUUGAUAAACUAGUACAGUCUAUGGAAGAGUCCAACAUGAUACAGAGAGAACGCAAUAAAAUAUUACUUGCCCUGUUAAACCGAAAUUAAAGUAAAAGGAGGAAAAAUAAAAGUUAC